Medicago truncatula (barrel medic) is the source of this 2390-nucleotide messenger RNA. RefSeq names its product phosphoinositide phosphatase SAC7. Lineage: Eukaryota; Viridiplantae; Streptophyta; Magnoliopsida; Fabales; Fabaceae. The coding region runs from base 203 to 1993 and encodes 596 amino acids. The record is from RefSeq and is a predicted model, not a curated record. Gene Ontology annotation, molecular function: phosphatidylinositol-4-phosphate phosphatase activity. Gene Ontology annotation, biological process: phosphatidylinositol dephosphorylation. The transcript has 21 exons. Gene Ontology annotation, cellular component: endoplasmic reticulum.
CGGUAAGUCACUUCACCCAAAAGCCUCAUUUGGAACACCACGAAUACAAACCAGCGAUUAUGUCCACAUCACCCAUCAUUGACGAACAUUCCAAACACGCCCUUAACUUUAGCUUAAAACUAAAAUGAAUAUUAUUAUAUCAUUCUAAACGCGAAUUCGAAUUUGGAUCUUAAUUUUUAUUCAGUGAGUUGGAGUUUCAAUAAUGAUGGAGAGAGCAGAUUCUGUGCAGAAGCUGUACACACGUAUGCGAUUAUGGGAAUUUCCUGAUCAGUAUGUGAUUGAGCCAACAGAUGGAUCUUCUGGUUCUUCUUUGGCUGUUAGUCGAGUUGAUGGAUCCAUGAAACUCAUCGAUGAGGUUCCAGAAUGCACCACUGUUCGAGUUCCGAAGAUUUAUACGAUUUUCGGUGUUGUUGGGAUAUUGAGGCUUUUGGCUGGAUCAUAUUUGAUGGUCAUAACUGAGCGUGAAUGUGCUGGAUCUUACCUGGGGCAUCCAAUUUUCAAAAUUUCAUCCAUGAAGGUUUUUCCAUGUGAUCAUUCACUUAAAAGUACCCCUGCCGAACAGAAGAAGGCGGAGUUGGAAUUUUCUGGGCUACUAAAUGUUGCUGAGAAAACUACUGGUCUGUUCUUCUCAUAUGAAACUAAUUUAACUCUGAGUGCCCAGCGGUUGAAUGACCUGGGCGAUGAAUCUAGAUUGCUUCCUCUUUGGAGACAGGCAGAACCUCGAUUUCUAUGGAACAAUUAUAUGUUAGAAGUGCUCAUAGAUAACAAGCUUGACCCAUACUUACUCCCUGUAGUCCAAGGCAGUUUCCAUUACUUUCAAGCAGCUAUUGGGAAAGAUAUUAUUGAUGUCACUUUGAUUGCUAGGAGAUGCACAAGAAGAAACGGAACUCGAAUGUGGAGAAGAGGAGCUGAUCCAGAUGGAUAUGUUGCCAAUUUUGUGGAAACAGAACAACUUAUGCAGUUCAAUGGGUAUACUGCUUCAUUUGUUCAGAUUCGUGGUUCGAUUCCUCUGCUCUGGCAGCAAAUUGUUGACUUAACAUAUAAACCGAAGUUUGAGUUAUUGAAACUCGAGGAAGCUCCACGAGUCCUGGAGAGGCAUAUAUUAGAUUUGAGAAAAAAAUAUGGAGCAGUGUUGGCUGUUGAUCUUGUUAACAAGCAUGGAGGUGAAGGACGGCUAUGUGAAAAAUUUGGCAGUACAAUGCAGCAUGUGGCUAGUGACGAUGUAAGAUACGUUCACUUUGAUUUUCAUCAUAUCUGUGGACAUGUUCAUUUUGAACGUCUAUCAAUGCUAUAUGAUCAAAUAUCAGAUUUUCUUGAGAGAAACGGAUAUCUUUUGUUGAAUGAAAAGGGAGAGAAAAUGAAGGAGCAACUUGGAGUUGUUAGGACCAACUGUAUUGAUUGUCUAGACCGUACAAAUGUAACUCAGAGCAUGAUAGGCCGAAAUAUGUUAGAAUACCAACUUAGAAGGCUUGGUGUCUUUGGUGCUGAAGAAACCAUUAGUUCACAUUCAAAUCUUGAUGAACGCUUUAAGAUCUUGUGGGCUAAUCAUGGGGACGAUAUAAGCAUCCAGUAUUCAGGAACUCCUGCUCUGAAAGGAGACUUUGUCAGGUUUGGGCACCGCACCGUUCAAGGGAUAAUAAAUGAUGGUUGUAAUGCUCUCCAAAGAUAUUAUUUGAAUAAUUUUGUCGAUGGAACAAAGCAGGAUGCAAUUGAUCUUCUGCAAGGACAUUAUAUAGUUUCUGUCGGCCGAGAUACAGCUGCCUCUUCCCAGAAAGGAGGCCUUGAAUCUAUAGCUUCAUUUCCUUUGGCUUUGGGUCUGGUUUUUACUGGAUUUCUUUUUGCAACCAUGUCGUUGAGACAAGUUCGAUAUGAUUUUCGGCACUUCUUCUUUUCGCUAAUGUGGGCAAGCAUUAGUGUCGGUUUGGCAGCAUUUGUGAGGGCCAAUGGACGGGUUUUCUGCAACAGACCACGUCUACACAAUCCCCCACGUUAAGUUAACUUCUACAUGAAUCAAUUUGAGCAAUGAAAUUUUUGUGAAGUAUUCAACUUCUGCAGCAGGAGUCACCGUCAGGGGAUUUAGUUCUACAUUUAAAUCACGUCAACGAAUUCUUAUUUGUUAUUUCUUACUAAUUUGUAGUCAUUGUAACUCCCAUAAAUUAUUUAUAUCACAGUCAAUGACAUAAUAGUCCAAUGACAUCCUACUCAAGUGCUACUCAAGUGAUUACUGCUUGAUUGGUGUUUCUUACUACGCUUCAACCCCUCCAUGUAUAUUUGAGUUUUUGUCUGUGCCCUGUGUAAGAUGGAAACAUAGGUUCCUUGGAUUAUACUGUAUGCUUGUAAGCAAAUUAAUGCAAUAAUUUUACAUUUUAUUUUAGAAGUCAAAGUUACUA